Molecule: messenger RNA, 405 nt
Organism: Staurois parvus
Lineage: Eukaryota; Metazoa; Chordata; Amphibia; Anura; Ranidae
Source: the annotation of a GenBank genome assembly
AUGUGCCACUUUCAGGUCUCCUCACACUGCUGGUGUGUUGAAUUUUUUGACAUAGGGUGCUGGCAGAUUACGGGCCUCCCAUAGCUGCUGCCAGGCCCCUAAUCUGCCAUGGGCCCCUAUAUACCGCCUCCUCAUGCUGCUGCCAGGUCCAGAGUCUCUCAUGGGUCCCUGUACGGCCUCCCAUUGCUGCUGUCUCCAUCGCCACACUCUGCCAUGUGCCACUUUCAGGUCUCCUCACACUGCUGGUGUGUUCAAUUUUUUGACAUAGGGUGCUGGCAGAUUACGGGCCUCCCAUAGCUGCUGCCAGGCCCCUAAUCUGCCAUGGGCCCCUAUACCGCCUCCUCAUGCUGCUGCCAAGUCCAGAGUGUGUCAUGGGUCCCUGUACGGCCUCCCAUUGCUGCUGUC